UCCGUAACUUUUUCAUUUUUUAAUAAUUCCAAUUAGGAGAAAAGCAUCUAUCCGGCUGGCUCACUGACCGGGAUGUGGGUGGCUGUGAUUGCAAACUAAGCUCACAAUCAAAGAGUCGCGGGAGCAACGCCUGCAUCCUUUCUUUUGUCUGUGUUGCAUCUCUCUGCCUCUUUCAUUAUAUAACUGCUUCUGGGAUGUAAGAAGACACACACAAACAUCUUUCUUUUUCAUCCACAAGGAAUUAAACAUUUUUUUUUUUUUUUUUCCCCCACGAGGAAACAGUAUGGCGACACUUAAGUUGAACAUGCGUUUUGUUCUGGUUUUAUUCGGAUUAUUUUUGCUGUCUUCUCCAUCUGCAAGAGCCGAGCCGGAGCAGCAGGACGAAGAGGAGGAGGAGGAGAGUUCAUGUCAGGGCGCUUUUGACCUGUAUUUUGUGCUUGAUAAGUCUGGCAGUGUGAAGAAUCACUGGGGGGAAAUCUACGACUUUGUGGAGAAUUUAGCUGAGAAAUUCAAAAGUCCCAUGCUGAGGAUGUCCUUCAUAACAUUCUCCUCCAGAGCAUCCACCAUCCUGAAACUGACUGAAAACAGAGAGGACAUCAGAAAGGGGCUGAAUGCUCUGAGAAUUGAGAGUCCUGGUGGAGACACAUUCAUGAACCUUGGCUUGCAGAGGGCAAACGAGCAGAUCUACCAGGAGAACUUUGGCACGGCCAGCGUGAUUAUUGCUCUGACAGACGGAGAGCUGCAGGAACAUCAACUCAUCACUGCGCAGCAAGAGGCGGAGAGAGCCAGGUCUCUUGGAGCUAUUGUCUACUGUGUUGGUGUCAAAGACUUCAAUGAGACACAGCUGGCCACUAUCGCAGACACCAUCGACCACGUGUUUCCUGUGUUGGGCGGCUUCCACUCCCUCCGAGGAGUCAUUGAUUCGAUCAUCAAGAGGUCCUGCAUUGAGAUUUUGGCAGCUGAGCCCUCCAGCGUGUGUGCAGGAGAGUCUUUCCAAGUGGUGGUGAGAGGAAACGGCUUCCUCCACGCCAGGAACAUCAACCAGGUGCUUUGCAGCUUCAAAAUCAACGACACCAUUACAAUCAAUGAAAAGCCGGCUAGUGUAGAAAGCACAUUCUUACUGUGUCCCGCUCCUGUCAUUGAUGAAGUUGGAAAGGUGAUUUAUCUCCAAGUGAGCAUGAAUGACGGUCUGUCCUUCAUCAGCAGCAACGUGCACAUCACCACCACAGAGUGUUUUGACGGCACCAUCCUCCUGAUCACCCUGCUGGUGUUGUUCCUCCUGCUGGCCCUGCUCUUCAUGUGGUGGUUCUGGCCUCUCUGCUGCACUGUGGUGAUCAAAGAACCACCUCCUCCACCUCCUCCUGAGCCUGAGAGUUCAGAUGAUGAAGACGGCAUGCCCAAGAAGAAAUGGCCCACCGUGGACGCCUCUUAUUACGGAGGAAGAGGAAUUGGAGGAAUCAAGAGGAUGGAGGUGCGUUGGGGCGGAAAGGGCUCGACCGAGGAGGGUGCUAAGCUGGAGAAGCCGAAGAACGCCGUGGUGAAAAUGCCCGAGCAGGAGUACGAGCCCUUCGAGCCCAAACCCAAGAAAUCUCACAACAAGAAGGCGCCUCAGGACCGGAAGUGGUACACGCCCAUCCAGGGUAAACUGGAUGCUAUCUGGGCUCUGUUUCGCCGCGGGUACGACCAGGUCUCCCUGAUGAGACCCCAGCCUGGGGAUCAUGGUCGAUGCAUCAACUUCACGAGAGUAAAGGAAGAGUCAGCGGCAGCCAAGGCCGCACCUCGCUCCCCGAUCCACACCCCAUCGCCCCCUCCGCCGGAUUACCACCCUGUGACCACCUCCCCGUCUCCCACUGCCGCCGGCCCUCCUGCCAGAUCACCCCCUUCAGGCCAGGUACCCCCAGGACCGCCACCGGCCCGCAUACCCCCGGGACCUCCCUGUGCACCGCCAUCGCGCCCCCCGCCAAGCCUUCGACCCUAAAUCACACAGACAAAAAAAGAACUCCCACCCCCCAACGCACCCGCUUUGAUGUCAAGGACUUACCGCUCUGUUGACCAGUUCUUUGAGUUAAAGGGCGGGGUCCUCGCUGACAAAGAUACUCCUGUUAUAAACCAAAGAUCAGAAGUAUUUUCAGUCCCAGUCGUACUUUGUUCCUCUUCUUGUGUGGUAGACUGUCAAGUCAAACUGUAUGUAGGCAUUUCAAACUACAAAAAUAAACCUGGGAGGAAUACAUUUAGGAAUACCAGGGAAUCUCUGCAUCAUUGUUUACGUGCAAAAUUAAGAGUGGACCCCCCCUUUCCCAAAUUGAAAAAUGAAAGCAGUUUGACUUGACAUUCUCUCCCACCCAGAGUGUGCACAGAGUGAUUUGGGCACAUAUAUUCUACUUAGUGUUGGCAUUUUUGAGAUCAGGGUGGAUUGUUGCUGGACAGCAAAGCAUGUAGGCACAGGAAGUCCACAGAGGAAAAACUGCAAUGGAUAAAAUUUAUUUUGGUCUUUUUUGGCCAUUGUUAUCAAGAGUUAAGGCGAAAAGUAGGUUUUACAUGAAAACCUAAGUAACCCGGUAAAACUUUGAAUGGAUUGGACUAUUUCUCCAUUGCUGUGAUUGUGAAUCAAAGGUUUAGGGAAUUAGAUUUCACAGAAAUUUCAAUUGGUCGUUUUGUAAACGGUGUUGAGUAGCUAAGAUAAAAGAUAUCAGAUUUGCUAAAAAAAAUAUAUAUUAUAAUUUGGAUUUUGGUUAUUGUUCUCAGUGCCAAAGGGAUUAUUUUCUUCACCUUUUUGUGAUGGUACUUCUAUUCAACAACAUGCUAACAAAUUUUCGCCCUUUAAUACAGAAAUAAUACAGUUACAUGAUUUUGUGGUCGGGUUUUUUUACCAUUCAGUGACAGGGAAGUGUACAGAUGUUAUAUGGAAGGUAUGUUUUUACAAUAUGUGAUUGAGAUACGUUUUUGAAUGUUGCGUUGGUUGAUAUCUUUGAGGCUUUGGAUUUUGUCCUUAACCACCUUUUCAUGUUUCAUUGAAUUUAGAUUACAGCAAUAUAUAUUUUUUGUUUUUUUUUGGUAUCUGCGCAAAUAGACUGCUGGACAACUACAGUAUGUAUUCCUUUUUUUUGUUAACAUUUAGACAUUGAAAUCAAGCAACCAGAAAUCAGGUUAACGUCUCUCCUCACCCUUUUUUUAUACACAACUCUGAUACUGUACUUUUAUACCAAUAUGUGUGUUUUAUGUUUUCAGUUUUAUCAUCACCGGUCACAUUGCAACUGCAGGGCAGUUCAAAGAGCAUCUAAUUUAUUUUACUCCCCGAGAGAAAUAGAGGAGAGUACUUGAAUAUCGACAAGGUGUCCAACCAUCAAGACGGACACUGUGCAAAGAAUUUAGAAACACAACAGCUAGCCAGUUAAAAGUCAUGUAAGGUUUACCAGCGUUUCACAACCCCUCAUCUACACUGAGAAACAUUUGAAACUUUAUUUGUUAAAAAACUAAUGAAAAUUGCAUGAAUCUUGUUGGGUAUUACCUGCCAGAUAGCUCCUUGCUAGCAAAAGGCGCCGCUGUCUCCAUGUUAGCAGUGGCUAUAUGCUAAAUUUUGGGGGAAAAUGGUCCCAAAAAAUUGACAGAACUAUGAAAUUUUGACUUCAAUGUGUAGAAAAGAGGUUUAAAAAUGCUGGUAUUCCUUCUCUAUUCACUUCCUUCUGGAAUUUUCUUCUUGUUAGAUUUUUUUAUACUUUCAUUUUGAAGUACGUCAAUCAGUUAUAGCGUGUACCGUCUUACUACAUGCAUUCAUAACCGCUCUCAUUGCCUUAAAGCUGAGCUAAAAGAAAUAUAAAUAAGUUGCCUCACUUUUGUUAUAAAUACCUAGCAAAUUUGAAUGUCAAGGUGCAACAUUUUCAAUCAACAAUUGAAUUGUGAAGCAUUUAUUACCAUAAAUAAAUUAGACAUGGAUAAGAAAUCAUUCAAUGUCUACAUUUAACUACAUUCCAAAUGAUUGCUUCUGCUUGGUUUAAGAAAAAACGUUUUGAAAGAAAAAGCAAAGUAUUAUUACUUUUGGCUCAGCAGUGGGCAUGUCCUUGUUUUAACUCUGCUCUAAACAGAACAUACAGAUAUACAGAUGGUAGAUUUUUCACUAAAAUUGUUAAACUAAGGUUUUAAACAAUUAUUGUUUUAGUUUGUUCAGCAAACCUCACUUUAAUGCUGCAUUGAUGUGAUAUCAGUGUUUGAAGGGGAACUUCUGCAGUGGCUGUGAGAGCUCAAUGUCAUUCCUAAUCAUGAUGAGAUACAUUAUGUUAAUCAGUGUUUUUUCACAAGUAUAAACAGCAGUACUGAAGCAAAUAUGAAAGACGUAUAUAAUCUUCUCUUGUUGGUUAAAAUUACUUCUUUUUUUUCUUGAAACGGUAUCAAUAAAGGUUGACUUC
Anoplopoma fimbria (sablefish) is the source of this 4403-nucleotide messenger RNA. RefSeq names its product ANTXR cell adhesion molecule 1c (gene antxr1c). Gene Ontology annotation, cellular component: membrane. Bases 284 to 1978 code for a protein of 564 amino acids. The record is from RefSeq and is a predicted model, not a curated record. Lineage: Eukaryota; Metazoa; Chordata; Actinopteri; Perciformes; Anoplopomatidae. The transcript is spliced from 18 exons. Gene Ontology annotation, molecular function: signaling receptor activity.